AUGGCAGCACCAGCGAACCUGCCGGCUCUCAUGUCUAUUAUCGAUGUUCGAGGCAAAGCCUCGGAGUCUGGACCGCGUGCUUAUCCCCGGCACAGGAAAAGAAAAUGGCACGCGAAAGUCCCGACUGGCUGUCUUCGAUGCAAACAAAGACGGGUGAAAUGCAGCGAGGAGAAGCCAUAUUGCGCUCGAUGCAGCAAACUCGGUCUGCCAUGUCCAGGCUACAAGAUCCCCGUGCCGCGCAUCUUCGAAUUCCGACCACGGUCAGCUCCGCUAUUCGAGUCUGAGCUGGACAAGACGAGAUACGAAUACUUCGUCGAGGUCGGGAGCAAGAUCCUGGCGACGUUCCAGCUGAACUCGAUGCCCUUCUGGACACGGCUAGCACCACGGCUAGGUCUCGACCACGCUGCUGUUCGACACGGUCUGAUUGCGUUGGGCGCUCUACAGGCCCCAUUGCAUAACAUCACAGUGGCCGGACUGCAGGUACAGGCGCGUCCGGAGAUCUGUGAGCUCGCUAUGUCGCAUACACACAAAGCAAUGCACAUGAUUCGGACCGCCGACCCCAUGACGCUGCCGGUUGAAGUGUCGCUGACCUGUUGCUUGUUGUUCCUUGCCAUGCAGUUCUGGAUCGAGAAGACUUCGUCGGCUGCCAUGCACAUCAUGGCGGCAUAUCGCAUUCUGCAAGAGAAGUUUGGCAACGACGCAUCACUGUGGGCCAAAAACCCCGAUGUCCCCGGUGAUAUUGCUACGACCUUCAUCCCAGCGCUCAACGAGCUCAUCAACCAUGCCUGUACGUUUUCCGACGACUUUCCCCCAGCUGGAUCUGGUAUCCCGGCAGACUACCAUCUUGGCUACGAUGUGGGCCAGAUAAGCAGCAUCUCAGAUGCGAACGGUGCCCUCGACGCCAUCGACCGGUUACUCAAGUGUGUUUUGCGGGCGACCUCGAGGCCCGGGAUAUCACAGUCCCUCGAAAAGACGAUUGCUGAGGCAUUCAGGUGCCUGGACUGCAAAUUGCAGGAGCUACAUGAUAUAGAUGCCCUUCCACGACACGGACGCGACUAUAUCCACCUUUGUCUGCACCUCCGAGUGGCCAAGGUUAUGUUCUUCACGAUUGGCCGCCCUGAUGAGGCCGAGUUUGACGCAUUUCAUCCGCACUUCAGUUUUAUCGUCGGAUGUUGUAGAAGGGUUAUAGAUCUGGAUACCGUUGUUCGCCCAGAGAAGCAGAGCGUGUUGAGUCCCAGCCUUGGAAUCCUACCACCCUUGUUCUUCGUUGCUACCCGCUGUCGAGAACCGAGGUUGCGUCACGAGGCGCUCGACCUCUUGCACGAAGCAGGUGUGAGUGAACGGGGAUGGACAAGCUGUAUAGCCUUUGCAAUUGCUCGGUUCGUGGUUAAUGAAGAAGAGGUCAGACUCAACUCCCUUCCCGUGGAAGAUAGGACGGCGGAUCGCAUCCAUCGCCGGAUCAGGUUGCGCGAUGUUCAAGUCUGCGGUCCAGCGCGCACGGCGAACAUCACAUAUUUGGUCUUCCAACAGAGCUCCUCCGAGGACACUGGACCACUUGUUACUGCUAUUUCUACUUCAGAACGCGGCUCGAAAGACAUUGUUCGAUGCAAGGCAAGAAUACCUUACCCGUCACACCCGUCGGUCGAGAUCGAUGGUGUGACUUCCGUUGAAAUGCCAUUGCUAGUCUUUUCGCCCGAGAAAUUCCAGGGCAAUCCCUUGGCCCUGGUUUCCGUGCACGGGAAUGCGCUCUCCCAGAAACGCAAGGCCCAAAUCGCAAGGGAGUUCAGGUACUCCGAAACCGUGUUUUUGCAUGAUGCUCCAGGCCCUGGUCAGCCCCGGUUGCUAGAGAUAUUUUCGGAGACUGGGGAAGAGUUACCUUUUGCAGGUCAUCCUGUCAUCGGGGCGGCGUAUUAUAUAUUCAGCUAUCUUGAGAGAAUGCACUACGGCGGCCCUGCUGACCGAGACACACAAAAGCAAAGUGCUGUUCUCCUGACAAAGGCCGGCCGAAUACCGAUCUUCUUCAACCCCUACCGUCAGGUGGCCGCUUGUGUAGUCCCCUUUAACUGCCACAUUCACUCCCAUCGAGUUCCGAUUGAGAAGAUCAUCACCACACAACCCCAUAUUCAAAUAAUCCCGACCAUCGACAAGGAAAAAGACAAAAUGUUCCCCCUGGUCUCAAUCGUCAAGGGUAUGACCUUUGUUCUCGUUGACCUCACUGACAAUGCCGAGAUCUUCGGCGCCUUGCAAGCGGCCAAAUCCCCGGAAGUCGACCUGGACGCUGAGUGGUCACCUAGCUUCGUGGGCUGCAUGUACUACAAAGUCUUAGCGAAGUCGGAACAACCAGGGGAACCGACUAUUCAUAAUAUCCAAGCAAGGAUGAUUUCGCAUGGCAUCGAGGACUCGGGAUCAGGGAGUGCGUGUUGUGCUUUGGCUUGUUAUUUGGCGUUGAAUAGCGCCAACCAUUCGUUGGAGGCCCAGAAGCUGGCAGAGGAACGCACAGACCAAGGAAGCGCAGAUUCGGAACUCACAAAGCAGACACAAGAUUUGAAGUUGGGAGAGACAAAAACAGAGAGGAAAGUAUUUGGCAUCCAACAGGGAGCAGAGAUGGGGAGACUAUGCACCAUCGCGGUCGAAGUGGACGUGAAGACGGAUGCACAGGGGAAGGCAAGCAUCACGAACGUGGUCUUGUCGGGGAGAGCCAACUUACAUCUCAGAGGGGAAAUUCUGGGUUUCUAA
Molecule: messenger RNA, 2736 nt
Organism: Cladophialophora bantiana CBS 173.52
Lineage: Eukaryota; Fungi; Ascomycota; Eurotiomycetes; Chaetothyriales; Herpotrichiellaceae
Exons: 5
Coding region: 1-2736 (911 amino acids)
Biological process (GO): biosynthetic process; regulation of DNA-templated transcription
Molecular function (GO): DNA-binding transcription factor activity, RNA polymerase II-specific; zinc ion binding; catalytic activity
Source: RefSeq, a predicted model, not a curated record